Molecule: messenger RNA, 1310 nt
Organism: Nanorana parkeri
Lineage: Eukaryota; Metazoa; Chordata; Amphibia; Anura; Dicroglossidae
Gene: MRPS27
Product: mitochondrial ribosomal protein S27
Exons: 13
Coding region: 28-1269 (413 amino acids)
Cellular component (GO): mitochondrion
Molecular function (GO): protein binding
Source: RefSeq, a predicted model, not a curated record
GAGACAGGAAUCCUGCCUUCUAACAAGAUGGCGGCCUCCAUAGUGUAUCGGUGUGCGCUGCUCUCAAGGUGUCGGGGCCGGACGGGUAGCCCUCUGGUCACAGGGAAAAGAUUUAUUCUCUCUUCGGCAUAUACCAGUGACAGUAUAUGGGAGAAAUGGGAAAAGGAACCCCAUAACUUAGCUAACCUGGCAAAUCAAAUGGAUAAGAACUACGAAAGGAAGUUUCCAGUUAGCUCCCUUACAAUUGCACAGUUUGUAGACAACAUCAGAUCAAGGGAAGAGAUCGAUCAGGCUGAAUACUACUUGUACAAAUUUCGUCACAGUCCAAACUGCUGGUACUUGAGAGAUUGGACAAUACAUGGAUGGAUCAGAAAAUGUCUUAAGUAUGGUGCCCCAGAAAAGGCUUUAUAUACUUUGCAGAACAAGGUACAAUAUGGAAUAUUCCCAAAUGAUUUCACGUUUAACCUAUUACUUGAUACAUUCAUAAAGAAAGAAAACUUUAACGAUGCUGUCUCUGUAGUGACUGAAAUCAUGCUGCAAGAGAGCUUUGAUAAUGUCUCCACCCAGCUCCUGUCCCUCUAUGCAUUACAUAAAUAUCUCUCUGGAAAUCCACAGCUGACGUGGGUGUUAGAGAAGAACCUUGGGGCCUCACUGCUGCUGGCAGGCAUGCAUCAAGAGAACACAAUGGGGUACAGUUCACAGCUGUAUGGAAACGCAUUGCUUGGAAAACUUGAGCUUUCCCAGGGUCUUCGUGCUGUUUAUACACAAAUGCCGCUAAUCUGGAAACCAGGUUAUUUCCAAAGAGCUUUGGAUGUCAUGGAUAAGGUUUCCCAGAUGCCUGGAGAAAUCAAGAUAACCAAAGAUGCAAUUGACAUUUUAAAAUCGGCGUUGGAUUCGGCCAUUUUGAGUGAGAGGGAAAAAGUACCAGCGGAAAAUGCUGAAGUUUCAGAAGACACUUCAAUGCACCCCGAGGACUCUGAGAAGACGGAAGCAGAUAUGCUGCUGGAAUUUCUUGCUAGAUUUCAGGAUUUGCUUGGAAAACUUGAAUCUCUUGAUAAAAUUGAGACUACUGACCUACUGAACCUUACCACACAUUUAGUCCUGGAAAAGCUUCCUGAAUGUGAGAAGUCAGACAUUGAAAAAUAUGAGGCCAAACUGAAGGAAUGGCAAAAUGAUGAGGCGGAGUUGAUUGCAAGAGAGAAAGAGCUAAGAGAGAAGGCUAAGAAGGAGUAUGAGGCCAGACAGGCAGCACAGUCCGCUGCCCAAUAAACAGUUCUAAGCUGACUUGCCUCUGACUGCAUUACUCCAGU